Molecule: messenger RNA, 7688 nt
Organism: Sphaeramia orbicularis (orbiculate cardinalfish)
Lineage: Eukaryota; Metazoa; Chordata; Actinopteri; Kurtiformes; Apogonidae
Gene: fbxo38
Product: F-box protein 38
Biological process (GO): SCF-dependent proteasomal ubiquitin-dependent protein catabolic process; protein K48-linked ubiquitination
Cellular component (GO): cytoplasm; nucleus
Molecular function (GO): protein binding
Source: RefSeq, a predicted model, not a curated record
AGAAGGAAAAGCAGCAGAAGAAGAAGAGGAAGAAGAAGAGGAAGAAGCUUAAGUUGUGUAGUUCGAGCAGUGGCAAAAGACAUAUUUGUGUUUAGCAUCUGUGUUGUAGACCCACUAUGGCUGCAGAGCGGUACCUCAGUGGCUUUGACAGAGAAAAACCGAACUGAUCUCGAUGCUUCAGAAAUAGUGCCUCCAGGCUGUAGGAGGGAGCAGUGUGUCUAACCCUGAGCUGUAACGUCAAGGCAAUGAGUCCGAGAAGGAAGGCCUCGAAGCUGCAGCCUGUGAAGGGCAGCAGUGGAAGUGAGGUGGUCCUCAGGCCUGGAGAACCCAAAGACUACAUCAACGAGCUGUCCCAUGAAGUACUCUGUCACAUAUUCAGGUACCUGCCCAUGAAGGAUAUCAUGUGUAUGGAGUGUUUGUCCAGGAAGCUGCGGGAGGCUGUGUCGCUGUACCUGCGAGUGGUCAGAGUGGUGGAUCUGUGUGCUGGGCGCUGGUGGGAGUAUAUGCCUUCAGGUUUCACAGACGGCAGCUUUCUGCUCCUGUUAAAGAAGAUGCCAGAUCUGGAACAGCUGUAUGGCCUCCACCCUCGAUUCCUAGAGCGGAGACGAGUCCGUGGCUAUGAGGCCUUCAGUAUACCAGGUGUACUGGAGGCACUACAAGCCUGCCCCAAUCUGCUGGGUGUGGAGACGUCCCAUCUUGAGCUGGUGGAGGCCAUCUGGAAUUACAUGCCACAGGUUCAUAUACUGGGAAAGUUCCGCAAUCGGAAUGGAGCUUUUCCCAUCCCUGCUGAGAACAAACUGACCAUCCCCAUUACUGCCAAAAUACAGACGUUACAUCUAGUGGGUGUGAACGUCCCAGAGAUCCCCUGUGUGUCCAUGCUGCGCCACCUUUAUCUCAAAUGGGUUCGUCUGACCAAACCCCAGCCAUUUAAGGAUUUCCUGUGUGUGAGCUUGAGGACUUUUGUCAUGCGGAACUGCGCAGGACCAACUAACUCCCUCAAAUACGUUCCUCUGGUCACUGGUUUAGCCUCGGCUCGGAACCUGGAGCAGUUGGAGCUGGUCAGAGUUCCUUUCCUGGGAGGACUAAUCCAGCAUGUGGUGGAGGACAGCUGGAGGUCAGGGGGAUUUCGGAAUCUUCACACCAUUGUAUUCGGUGCUUGUAAAAAUGCUUUGGAAGUGGACUUGGGCUACCUCAUCAUCACUGCUGCUCGCAGACUUCAUGAGCUGCGUAUUCAGCCUUCACUGACUAAAGAUGGAGUCUUCUCUGCUCUCAAGAUGGCCGAGCUGGAGUUCCCUCAGUUUGAAACCCUUCACCUGGGCUAUGUGGAUGAAUUCUUGUUACAAUGUAAAAUGAGUCAUUCUGAGCUGGUGAAGUAUGGUUUGGCUGAUGUCAUCGAGAACCCAGGAAUCAUCACUGAUAUUGGCAUCAAGGUGGUGAAUGAGGUUUUCACUAACAUCAAAUAUCUACUCGUCUAUAACUGCCCACACCUGCAUAACCCUCAUCACUGGAUCACAGAUCAGUCCCGAUGGAACCGUCUGGUUGAUCUCACUCUAGUUCGCUGUCACGCAAUCAAACUGGAGUCCUUCUCCCAGUUCAUAGAGUUAGUACCCAGUCUGGAGUUUAUCUGUCUGGACCAGAUGUUCAGAGAACCACCAAAGGGCUGUGCCAGGGUGGGCCUCAGUGCGGGAACUGGCAUUGGUGUGUCGUCCGCAUUGGUUAGCAACCAGAACUCCAACAAUGACAAUGACAACAACAACAACCACCACCACCACAACAAUGAGGCCAACCUACCUCCUGCUCCACCACCUGUCAAUAAUAAUAACCAAAGACAACAGCAACAUAAUGCACCAGUGGAGGUGAAUGGGAUGGAGGAGGAGGAGGAUGAUGAAGAAGAGGAAGAAGAAGAGGAGGAAAAAGAGGAGGUGAUGUUGGAGGAAGAGAACAUUGAGGCUGACCCUCAGAUUGUGGUUCGAGGACCAGAAGGAAAGGCGAUGGGUGUAGAAGCUGGCGUGACCCCAGGGCCCAGUCAUCCUACUACAUCACAUCCAGCAGAUGAAGAGCGAGCAGGUCCCAGCGGUGUUGUGCAUCGGUACAGGCCCACUGGCGCCAGUGCCCCCAAGCCCCCUCUGGUCAUUUCAGAUUCAGACAGUGAAGAAGAGGAGGGUCUGGUUUCAAGGCUGAUGCCAACUUCUUGUUCCCCUCAGCCUGCCUCUUGUUCUGCAGGUAAAGGAAAGACUCCCCUGCGGCGUAAUAACAUUGCCGUACCAGCUUUCGUGUCUGUGGAGCAGCCGAAGCUUCCAGUGCCAGAGAGCAGCUGUGAGAAGAGCUGUCAGGUGAACAGUGAACAGAUCAAGGCUGACAUGAAGGCGGCUGCAGAGAACAACCGCAGGACAAGCAGUAAAGGAGUCAGUACUGAGUCUGGGGAGACAGGUGGAAGGCCUGGGGCAGAUACUGGGCCAGGACCGAGUACCGGAAGGACAGGGGUAGGCCAGGAACUGGGUCGGUGAGCAGGGACUGGACCUGCGGAAGGCGUCCAGGGCAUGUUUAGUGGAUGUGGUAUAGUGGUGACAGGGAUGGCCCACAGGUCCACAUCCACUACUGCUGACAGAGGGAAGCAGCAGGUGACUACUGACAGCACAGAGGGGGCCUUCUGAUCUGGAACACAUACUGGGAACAGUUCAAUGAGAGACAGUGGGCUGAAGCAAAGUCCAGGUCCUAGCAGCGUGGAUGGUCUGGGGUUCAGAGGUGCUGCUAGUAACCAGGCAUCUAGAAGAACAGUACCACCUCCUGUACAGGGAGUGAGGCCAUCUGCUACUGGUUCGCAACCGAGUCAGGACAGAGAGCAGGAUUUCAUUCCCAGGCGGCCUUUGACGCGAUCUUGCACACGUAUGUCUCCUGUGUCCCUGGUUCCUGAGACAGAGCUUACACGAACCAGACCUCGAGUUUCAGUGAGGAGAAAACGAAAGGUUGAUAAAUCAACCAGCACUUCAGACCCCGUCACAGAGGAUGAUCACAUACAGGUUUUGACUUUGAAGAGUAAAAACCUGGUGGGCAUUACUCUGACUAACUGUGGAAUCACAGACCUGGUCCUCAAAGACUGCCCUAAGAUGAUGUUCAUUCAUGCCACCAGAUGUCGUGUGUUGAAGCAGUUGCGAAUAGAGAACGCCCCCAUAGUCAAUAGGUUUGACUAUGCCCAAUGUAAGAAGCUGGACAUGGAACAGGUCCUGGAUCAGAUUCUGAGAAUGCCUCCUGAAAGGAACCGCAUCAUCUACAUGCGUCCAAUGCAUCAGAUUGACUCUGUAGCAUUGGAGCGUCAGCUCUUCCAGGGUCCCUAUCCCUAUCACAUCGCUAUAGUUCACGAGUUCAGUAAUCCUCCAAACAUUCGCAACAAGGUGCGAAUUCGAAGCUGGAUGGACACCAUAGCCAACAUCAGCCAGGAGUUAAUAAAGUACGAGUUCUUCCCAGAAGCCACCAGGACAGAAGAAGAUGUUAAGAAGUAUCCAAAAUACCCCUGGGGCCGAGACAUCUAUACGCUGGAGGGAGUGGUAGAUGGUGCUCCUUACAGUAUGAUAACAGACUUCCCCUGGCUGAGGACACUCAGAGCAGCCGAUCCCAACAGCUAUGCCCGCUACGACUUUGAGGAUGAUGAGAGCACUACCAUCUACGCCCCACGGCGUAAAGGCCAGCUGUCAGCUGACAUCUGCAUGGAAACCAUUGGGGAGGAAAUCUCAGAGCGCAGGCAGAGCAGGAGAGGAGUCUUUCAGCGAGUCGUGGUCCUGUUCCUGCAUCACUGUGACACAAAAGGGGAACCCGUGGAUGACGACUACAUCUAGAUCUUCACCAGGCCGUCUGUCCUUUACAAGCAGAGGUGUGAAGCAGAAGACAUCACUGUGACAAGUCCUGCUGUAAACUAGCAGAGAGGUUCUGUUUCAGCGCACCAGUUUUUCCACACGAUGCUCAGUGAUUUUAGAACAAGACAGAGGCCACUAGGGGGCGCUGCUGCAGACCACAUGGAUAAAUAAUGUGGCCAAAAGUCACACUUCCAAAGAAUUUGCAACGUGGUUACUUAACCUGAUUUGUCUCUCUCAUAGGAGGAGGAAAUGCAGUCCACUGGAUGUAUGUGAAACUUGUGAAUGAGUUUUAUAACCCACACUUGAUGCAGAUUUUUUCUUUGAUUUCAGUGAAAUCUCAAGGCACAGAUGAGUGUCUAAGCAUUUCAUUGCAUUCCCAAAUAACAGCUUGGUUUAAAAAAAAAAAAAAAAAGCAUUAAAGGGAUUGCAAUUCCAGCUCUAAGGGUAAAUUCAGUCUUUAUAUUCUGACUUUUAUUACUGGUUGUUAUUAGCCGUGUUUCCAUGAGGUUUUUUAUGCACAUUUUCUAAGUGUUUCUAAAACCAUUCGCUUGAAAAAGGCAAAAACUACUUGAAGGGAGUGGACACGAACAUCCAUAUUAUGACAAAUGAUUGAACACAUAUAAAAUCUCCAUGUUACAAACUCUGGUAACAAACAUUGACUACAGUUACAGCACAAAAUACAUUUUCAGUUCAGAAUUUCUAAUGAGCUGUUUCCAUAACAAAUGAAAAUGAAUAUUCCACUUCUUUUUUUAUUUUUAUCUGUAAGUAAACAUAUAGAUCCUGUUAAAAUCAGGUUUGUUUGUGUUUGUUCUUUCCCCAGAAUUUUCCGCAUGUGGGAGACACCCCACUGUGUGAUGUCUCCCCCUUUUGUUUCUUCACAAGCCUUUGGUUAGGUUCAAAACUGCUUCUUCUUUUUGAUUUCGCAUCCAUCUUUACCAGAGAGGAUCUGUUUCUAUUCCUGCUGACUCUAAACAGGGGUCACAUAUAUCAACCUGCGAUAAAUCUGAUGCACAUUUUAGAUACCCUGUACACGUGUCCAAAUAAUCCUCGUAUUAGUGUGUCCCACUUUUCAUAGUCAUGAAUGCCUAAUUAACAGUUUCCAAAAAGAACAUACCAUUUACAUGACACUUGUAACUAUUGGUUUGCAGAAAAUUUUUUUCAGGGCAGUACCAUGAGUCUCUGUCUCCUUCUACACUGUUGAUCAUUGCUGUGCAUAAUGUAACCUCUAGUGCCACCCUGUGACUACACUACACUUCAAAUGUGCCUGACUGUUUUAUGGAAACAUGGCUAACCUACCAUCUGUGAAAGUCAAAGAAUAAAUAAAAUGAGUUAACUUCAUAUGAAAAAACUUGAUGGGAAAGGAUGGGUUCAUAAUUCGGUCAUGAAAAACAGAAAAACAAAGUUGGGAUUAAGCAGUGAAGGGAACUUUUUGAUGGUGAAUGGGAUGGUUAGAGGACUUUAUCCAGACAACAGGAAACAGUAAUGCUGUAACUCCCCUGUGCACUGCAGAGGAAAAGGCGCCCGUUCAGCCAUUAAAACUCAAGCUACAGCAAGUGUUUUCAGCUGCUUGAUGGUUUUUCAUGAUAUCUGCAGGAACAGGUUGGUCUGAUCUCUCAUCUGUCCUCACAGUCUACCUACCUCUGUUCUAAACACAAGCACUCAGACAGAAAAUGCCUUAGACCCAUAAAUCACUGACCUUUAAUUUCCCUUUUUUGUUUUCCUCGUGGAAUUUGUUCUCUGGCUUCCCAUGUUUAUGGACACACUUAUUUAAGGAAAUGGAGGCAAGGCAUUUCAUCAAGGUGGAGCUGAAAGUAGUUUGUUUAUGAAGGUUUGAAAGGCCAGCUGCUGUCAGAAACAAUAUCCAGCACCAUCUGCAGACUAUAGAUGUCCAUUCUCACAAGCGGGAACACAUGCAGUAAGACAGCGUAGGUAUAUCACAGCAGAAUUAAACUACAGUGACUGCAGUUGGUUUAUGUACAUUCAGACAUUCAUGGUAGAAUUUCUGGUCUCUAUGCUCAACAUGCAUAGUGAUCAUGUGUCUGUGGAGCUAAUUUCCUGCAAAAACAUAACAAUUGCUAUUAUGGGACAGUUUGCAACAUAUGUGCAACAUAAUACUGAAGAAACAAAUAGAUGCUGCUGCUUCGUAAGUACUUCAUAUGUUUUGGUGCCAUUGGGUGACAUUUUCAGCAGAUGGGAAUUCAGGUGGUCUGAGAGGAAACAAGAGUUCUACCCCCUCCAGGCUGUAGAAAAUCUGCCCUAUGAUGGGAGGUUUUUCCAUAGGUGUUUUCAGCCAGGUAGGCUGGUUAAAUGCAGGACUUCAUAGUUAAGGAAGGUGGUUUUGCUUUUCCACAGUAGAAUGAAACUCAGUUUCAUCCAGCUUUGUACUUAAUUGUCUGAUUUGGACUAAGAGGAGAGCGCUGCUCAAGGGCUGUACUUUCAAAUUCUGGCCUGGUUUUUCCUAGAUUUUGGCUCCUGUAGGCCUACGUUUUGGCAGGAAAUGAGCUCCACAUCUGACAGGACAAGUACAUGGAGACAAGCAGGAAAUGAGUGGUCUUUGGAUUUGACCGUGAUUUAUGAUCCAUUAGGUGUUUAUGUUUCACUGUAAACCUGCAGAAAGCUGAAGUUCCAUCCCUUUCAGUUAUGUUCAGUUGUUGGACCUUAAUUUAAAAAAGGAAAAAAUGCAUUUUAGUCAAUGAUGAGACUAUUUUUUUUUAGUCCUGUUUGAAUUAUAUAUCAUUUACACAUACAAUGUCAGUUUAAAAGAUAAUUUGGCAUGUCAAGGAAGUUUCAGUUUGUUGUAAAAUGUUGAGUACUGUUAGUUCAGUAUCAGACUGACCUGUCAUCAGAACUGUCUCUCCACAAUGUGUUAAGAGUUGGUGAAGAUGUUUCUGUUGCUUCAACACCAUCAUGUGAAAUGAGAGAUUCAGUCCACUAGCUGUUUCACACAAAAAUAAUGUGAUUUAAAGGUUAUCUGUUUUAUUGUACUAUACUAUACUAUAUGUUAUCUUUAACACAAACUCCGACUUUCUUGACUUGUAAAAUUAUCCGAUAAAUUGACUAAAAUGUUGUCUUGCUGUUGACCAUGGUUCAUAUUUUUCUGAAGUUAGGUCCCAUGGGGCGGGACCUCAGCUCUCUGCAGCUGGUUUCAGUGCUCAUGUUGUGCAAUAAUGCCGCCUUGUUUGUUUACUUGAUGUUCACAGAUUUAGAAAAGGCUCUGGAUUGUCAGAUGUCUGAUUUGUUAUUUAAACCAGACUCUGGAGAUUUGGUUUUAAAUUCUGAAACUUUUCUUUCUGUACUUUUUUUUUAAUUCUUAACUUGGCCUUACUCUGUUUUUUUUUUUUUUUGUUUUUUUUGUUUUUUUAAAUCCCUCGUUCAGGACCAUUAGAUGAGAACAGGUGACUUUGUUGUGCAUUCAUCUGUUUUCAAACUUUGGACUAAAGGAGGAUCUCCUGCUGCCUUGCUGCUGCUCUUCAAACUCCAGUCCAAUCUUGACCAGAGACACACUACUAGACUGAACUUGUGUGUUCUGUGAUGUGGAGAAAUCAGCUGUUCAAAAAGUGUUGGAUGACUAACUGUUUAUGAAGGAAUGUGAGGUUGUAUACUUGUCUAAUGGUCAGCGGUGUCCUGUGUGACUGCAGAGCACUGCUGUGUAUUCCGUGUGGAUUUUCUUUCAUUACUGUGGAGUAGUGAAGGUUGAACACUUGGAAAUCAGCCUUCAGUUUCUGUAUUGACCUGUACAGAUGUUGUGGAUGUCAGUAUGCUUCCACAGUGUUUAUAUGUUUAUAAGAAAAGAAGCAGACUAUUUCACAUAAUGAAGAAUAAAUGAACAGAAAAUCA